Messenger RNA from Lactuca virosa, 255 nucleotides. Lineage: Eukaryota; Viridiplantae; Streptophyta; Magnoliopsida; Asterales; Asteraceae. The record is from the annotation of a GenBank genome assembly.
AUGCCAACAUCUCUAUCGAUAAGUAAAAAAAUUCCAAGCGUUUCCCCAAAGCUAUUUGCCACUGUGCCACAUCCUGCUUGGUUUGAAGCGCCAUUCCCUUUGGUGAGUCACCCUCUAUCAAGAGGUCCAGCCACCGCCACAAAAAGACUUGGAGGCUUUGAAAGAACGACGAUUAUAUGUUCCCUUUCAUUUGAUUCUUGGGUCUUUUCAACCAAAAUCAUAGGAUUAUAUUUCAAUUUGGAUUCCAGUUCAUGA